This is a messenger RNA of Papilio machaon (common yellow swallowtail), 719 nucleotides long. RefSeq lists its product as uncharacterized. The record is from RefSeq and is a predicted model, not a curated record. The transcript is spliced from 4 exons. The coding region runs from base 229 to 594 and encodes 121 amino acids. Lineage: Eukaryota; Metazoa; Arthropoda; Insecta; Lepidoptera; Papilionidae.
UUAGAAUGCCCUAAAAUUUAAUGAAUAUUUUCAAUUUCUGAUUUGAUAUUUUUUUUAGGAUUCAACACAAGAUGUAUUUCGUAGUUUUUUGGGAUAAAACGUCUGCAAUCGUACCUGCAUCAUGGGUAGAUUCAGAAUCUCGAACUUUCAAGUGGCCGAAAACAAAAAAUCCUACCUUACUAAUUAUUCGAGCUGAUAACCCUAAAGAUAAUUGGAUCACUUAUAAUUAUGUUCAACUCUGUGGUCCAUUUGGCAUAUGACGAAGCGCGUGAAUUCGAAUUAGAUGCCCUAAAUCUGUCUACAAAUGAUGAUGAAGGUUUUGCUGCUAUUAAAACAAAUAAAAAAUUAGAAAUUGUAGAUAAAGGAAAAAGAAACUGCAAUAAACAUUUACGCUCUUGUGAUACAGAAGAUGAAUCGACGCCUAUACAAAAAAAAACUAAAAGUAGAAAGAAGAUAAUAUCAUCGUCAAGUUCUUCUGAUAAUGAGGAUAGCGGAAUAAAUAAUAUACCAAUGCCACCUGCCACGUACGUGAGCCAAAAGGAUCAGCAACCACCACCAACAUUUAAAACUCCUAUAUCAUUACUUGAGCCGUAAAAGUAUUUGUAAUUUUAAUAAUAAGAUUAUUUAUAUUGGUAUGUAAUAUCGUUACUAUUCAUUGUGUUAUCAAAUAAACAAUAAUUAAACCUAUUUUCCAUGUCAAUUUUAAUUUUACACUAGCC